CGACACCCAUUCCCCGCAGGCCUGGGGGUGGGGAGUGGGGGGUGGGGCUCAAGGGACUGGGCUAAAUGAGGCGAGAAGCCCCGCCUCUCACUGGACGCUCGCUGCCGCAGCUGUCGCCGCCGCCUCUGCUCUAGGAAAAUCAUGUUACCCAACACGGGGAGGCUAGCAGGAUGUACAGUUUUUAUCACAGGUGCAAGCCGUGGCAUCGGCAAAGCUAUCGCAUUGAAAGCAGCAAGGGAUGGAGCAAACAUUGUCAUUGCUGCGAAGACCACGCAUGUAAACCCCAAACUUCCAGGCACAAUCUUUACUGCUGCUGAAGAGAUUGAAGCAGCUGGAGGAAAGGCCUUGCCGUGCACUGUUGAUGUGAGAGAUGAACAGCAGAUCAGUAACGCAGUGGAGAAAGCAGUGGAGCGAUUUGGAGGAAUUGAUAUUUUGGUGAAUAAUGCAAGUGCUAUUAGCUUGACCAACACAUUGGAAACACCUACAAAGAGAAUGGAUUUGAUGAUGAAUGUCAACACCAGAGGCACCUUUCUGACAUCUAAAGCAUGUAUUCCUUAUUUGAAAAAGAGUAAAAUUGCUCAUAUCCUCAAUCUCAGCCCACCACUGAACCUAAAUCCAUUGUGGUUCAAACAGCACUGUGCUUAUACCAUUGCUAAAUAUGGUAUGUCUAUGUGUGUGCUUGGAAUGGCAGAAGAAUUUAAGGGUGAAAUUGCAGUCAAUGCAUUAUGGCCUAAAACAGCCAUCCACACCGCUGCUAUGGAUAUGCUGGGAGGAUCUGGUAUUGAAAGCCAGUGUAGAAAAGUUGAUAUCAUUGCAGAUGCUGCCUAUUCCAUUUUUAAAAAGCCAAAAAGUUUUACUGGAAACUUUAUUAUUGAUGAAAAUAUCUUAAGAGAAGAAGGAAUAAAAGAUUUUGACAUCUAUGCAAUUAAGCCAGGCCAUCCUUUGUUACCAGAUUUCUUCUUAGAUGAAUACCCAGAUACAAUUACCAAGAAAAUGGAAUCACAUGAUGCUGUUCCGGAAUUGAAAGAAGAGAAGUCACAGCCACCACCAAAACCACGUUCUGGAGCCGUGGCAGAAACAUUUAGAAUUGUUAAGGACUCUCUCAAUGAUGACGUUGUUAAAGCCACUCAAGCGAUUUAUCAGUUUGAGCUCUCAGGUGAAGAUGGUGGAACGUGGUUUCUUGAUCUUAAAAGCAAAGGUGGGAAUGUUGGAUAUGGAGAGCCCUCUGAUCAGGCAGAUGUGGUGAUGAGUAUGUCUACUGAUGAUUUUGUAAAAAUGUUUUCAGAAGCUUUGGAAUCAAAAUGCUCUCUUUCUCUAUAGUGGUUUGAAAUUUCAUGAUGAUGCAAGGGAAACUAAAACCAACAAUGGCAUUCAUGUCAGGAAAAUUGAAGAUUAAAGGAAACAUGACCCUAGCAAUCAGAUUGGAGAAGCUAAUGAAUCAGAUGAAUGCCAAGUUAUGAAGGAAAAGAAAAAAAAAUGUCAAUCACUGAGCUCAAAAAGUAAAAGGGAUCAACAGUUAAAAUCUGUUUGUUUUCUUCCCUUUCGUAUUAUAAGGAUAUGCAAAUUUGUUUUGGAAAAAAACAAUUUCUGUAUCUGUAAGACUUGAAAUUGUAAUUAAAACGGCUAGCUAAUUAAACAUAAGCUUCAUUAAGUGGAAUUCUAAGACAGUCUGCCUAUGGAAUUUUCUGAGUGUUGCCCUCUGAGAGCUAGAUUUCAUUCAUUGUGGGAAAGGUAUGAUCAGGUUCAAGCAGUAAAGUUAGCUCUUUUCAGCACUUCCCAUAUAAAAGGAGAUUAAUCUGUUUUAAAUUUUUCAGUUUGGGAUUGUAUGCUAAUGAAAUAUUAAUGAUAUUUUAGAUUUUCAUAUACUUGUUUUAAGGAAGAUCUUCUAUAAUGCAUUUUCGCAGAAAUCACAUAAACUAAUAAAUAGUGAAGACUAAUGAAACAAAAACAGUGUUUCAUUCUAACUAGCUUUCCAGGUAUAAGUUACCUAUUAUUAAUGUAAUUUCGCUAAUGUAAUUCAAUAUGUAUCCUCUUUUAAAUGUGUAAAAAUAUCUUAUAAUAAAAUAAUUUCUUCCCAGAA
Mirounga angustirostris (Northern elephant seal) is the source of this 2080-nucleotide messenger RNA. It is a transcript of the gene HSDL2, whose product is annotated as hydroxysteroid dehydrogenase like 2. Gene Ontology annotation, cellular component: mitochondrion. NCBI's taxonomy places the organism in Eukaryota, Metazoa, Chordata, Mammalia, Carnivora, Phocidae. The record is from RefSeq and is a predicted model, not a curated record. The transcript is spliced from 12 exons. Bases 142 to 1320 code for a protein of 392 amino acids.